Messenger RNA from Rhipicephalus microplus (southern cattle tick), 901 nucleotides. RefSeq names its product MICOS complex subunit 26/27 (gene Mic26-27). Gene Ontology annotation, cellular component: MICOS complex. Lineage: Eukaryota; Metazoa; Arthropoda; Arachnida; Ixodida; Ixodidae. The record is from RefSeq and is a predicted model, not a curated record. Gene Ontology annotation, biological process: cristae formation.
ACCACGAGUAUUUUCAGUUUCCUUCCGGGCUGCUUUCGGCCGGCGAUUUCUGCGUCGGGCUUCUCAUUCAUGGACGGUCGAGCCUCGUAAUAUUAUGGACGCCAAAGCUCACGAGGCUGCUCCCGCUGAGGAGAAGAAACCGGCCUGCAAGCCGUGCUGCCGUGGAAAGAAGUUGAAGAAGCCCAGUGAAUUGCCGCUGUAUAGCUGCCCGUCGCAAAAUGUUGAGUACGAGCUUGUAGAAGAGCCUCCCGGUCAAGUUGAAAAUGCAGUUCGUUACGUGAGGACAAGCGUGAGCCCCUACUACAGUGUUGUUGAGUCAGUUACUGAAAGGGCUGGAGAAAUAUACACAACUGCUGUUGAACAUUCGAAGUCGAGCUAUGAGUAUGUGACGAUGGAGGAAAACAUGGUAGCCAGAGCCAUGGCCAUAUCCAUGGGAGGCCUUACGGGCAUUAUUCUUGGAGCCAGAGGAGGAAUAUUCAAGAAGCUGAUCUACGGAAGUGUGGGGGCUACUGUGGCUGCUGCUGCAUGCUACCCCAAGGAAGCCAAGAAGUUCUCCCAGGACUACCUGGUCGUUGCACGGGACCAGGCUGCUGCUGCUGUGAAACAGGCCACAGGCCAUGACCUGAACGACCUGUUUUCUAAAGUGCAGCUUCCAAAGCUGCCGGACUUCUCUGCGAAGACCAUCGACCAAGUGGGCCAGCAAGUGAGUGACAUUCAGUAUUACGGUUUCAGGCUGGCCGAUCCGGAAUCGAAGAGCUCAUAAUAUCAUCGCCUGUCGGAGCACUCAAGGUGCUGACUGUCAAGCCAGCAGGAUGCUUUUCAAGCCGUUAGGAUGGACUCUUGGUUGAUCUUCGGAAGAAAUUUAGGUCAAUGCAAUAAAUGUAACUUGAAAGCCUUAGUA